AUGCUGUUACGAAUUAAUUAUACGUCUUAUUCACUUAUGAUACGGCGCAAUUCGUGUACACGAACCAAACACACAAGAUGUAGCUAACGUUGUUCGUUCGACAAAUAUUUUGACGACAUAGAUUUAUAUCACGCUGAUUACUUAUCUCCAGAGAAAUUUAGUGUGUUGUGAGCUAUUGUGUUGUGAAACACGCAGACUAGCUGUUAUAUCAAUUCGUGAUGUCCAGCAGAACAGUUCUGAACGAAAAAUACAAGGGGCUGGUGGAACAGCUGUCCAUUCCGGCGCAGGUGGUGGAGCGAGGUGGACGGCGCUACGCUGUGAGCGGCUCCACGCAGGCCAUACAUUGUUCUACCCCCGAAGAGAUAGCUGAGCGCUCGCAGACGACUCACCACUACUGCGACGUGUUCACGGACGACGUGCUGGCGCCGCUCGGUGAGCUGGCCUAUGUGCGGCUGGAUGCUGAAACUGCUGAGAAGGUGUUCCUGAACCGCAGCAAGCGAAUCCUGCUGGUGUCGAGCGACGGCGCGCUGGCGCAGUGGCGGUGCGCGCCGACGUUCGAGUCGGCCAACGUGUACGUGGCGGGCGCGCCCAUCGUCGGCAAAAGCGGCGCCAUCGUCUCCGUCGUCACCGCUAAGCGGGGCAACCAUUAUGCCGUUUCUAACGCUGAGGGCGAAGGCGGCUACUUCGAAACAUCCCAACCCUGGGAGGUCCACGACAUCGACGACGCUAAAUUCGCGUACGCGGACAAAAAGUUCGACAGCCGGGAGGAACUGCGCGAGUACAUAGCCUCCCUCCCCCCCGCCGACCUGAGCACCCCCCCGCGGCCCCUGCUGCUGCGCGGGAAGCACCCCCGCGUCGCUCUUGUUGCACAAAAUGGCCGACAGAUUGUACACAUACAUCUGUCUGGUGUUCUCACUAAUGAUAUUGAAUAUUUGUAAUAAUGUGACGGUGGGAUGCAGUUGUUUACUAAUGGGAAGGUGGAGAUUAGGUGUUAAGGCCACAGAAUUAUAGGGCCGGUUUCACCGGUGGAUAAGGUACUGAGCCUAGUAGCCUACUCGACUCUUUUUCACGUAAAUUUUCAUACAUUGUUUGUCAUACUGACAGAUAAACUAGUAUAUAAGGAGCUGAGAUGCUUUAAGAAUUGUAUUUUUAUAAUCAAUUGUCAGAUAUUUAUGUAAGUUAUUGAUUUGUAUCUUUGUUGAAGCAAUAAAAUUUCAAUGUAU
Messenger RNA from Zerene cesonia (dogface butterfly), 1223 nucleotides. Its product is annotated as poxin-like. Gene Ontology annotation, molecular function: nuclease activity. The record is from RefSeq and is a predicted model, not a curated record. The coding region runs from base 219 to 938 and encodes 239 amino acids. Lineage: Eukaryota; Metazoa; Arthropoda; Insecta; Lepidoptera; Pieridae. The transcript is spliced from 5 exons.